AGUUCUCACAGCAGUUAGAGCAUUAUGACACCACAACCACAACCACAACCACAGCAACAGCAACAUUUAAUUCCUCCCAUCAUAGUAUCUUCUUACUCUCAUAACAGUACAUUGUCCAAAAUGUAUUCAAGUAGCAAUAGUACCUCACCCUAUGCACUAACGGUGCGGCAGCAACCUGAAAAGGCUAGAUUAUGCAGUUUCAAAGACAAAGUGGAUCGUCGACCGUUAGACCCACCGCCUAUUGUACAACUUCAUCGCAGCAAUAAUACAAAUUUCAAUGACUACCAUAUCAGUGCCAACUUUUUCCUGCAUGCUACCUUGGCAAACGCCAAUGAUCAUAGUGAUAUACAUUAUGUCAAUGGUAAUAGAACCACAGCGGGAUCCGUUGUCCAAUCGUUGCAUAAAUUGAAAGAUACUAGUAAUUCAGAGGGUGCUUUCUUCAUCUUUUCUGACAUAAGUGUUCGUAUUGAAGGUGUAUUUAGACUGAAGUUUACUCUAUUUCAGAUCAAAGGGAUCGAAGUCGAACGAAUCUGCUGUACUUUCUCAAACCCAUUUCGGGUCUACUCACCGAAAAAUUUUCCGGGUAUGUCAGAGUCCACUGAACUUACUCGUACCUUCUCAGAUCAAGGGUUAAGAAUACGGAUAAGGAAAGAAGCUAGGGCUGCUACUAAUUCUGCAACUAAUACUACUACUACCACUACCGUCGUAGCUCCUAAUAUGAAACGUCUGAGAAAGUCAAGUGAAACAGACGAUCAGCAUCAACAGCGCGUCAUACGACAACACUUGUCAUACUCGCCACCUUCAACAGAUACACAACAAGCAACAUACUAUCCAUACUCUGCUAAUUCCUACCAUCACUUCCGAUCAUCGGUCUCAGUCCCUUCAAAAGGGUUCAAUAGAGCAUCAACUACUGCGAGAAGUAGCAACAUUGCUAACAGUUAUAACAAUCGCUCAGCUAUGUCCAUGCAGAAUUUGCUUAUAAAUGAUUCAUCGGCCUCUCCAACAUCGCACGUUUCUACUUCUUCACCACAGCCGAGGUGGUUAACGCAUAUGCAAAUACACCCUCCAGUGAACCCAAAACCUUCGUAUUCUUUGCCUUUCGCUGUUACUCGCCAUCAUUCUUUUUCACCGCCUUUACUGCAACAGCCACUCAGUAUGAAGCUACCUGAAGUAUUGGAACCAUCUGUAUCACUUACAAAUAACAAGAGCUAUACUUCACCUUUCCCUUUAACUGCUUUUACUGAAGACCCUCCUUUCAAAAAUGGCAACACCAAGUUAGUUCAAUUACCUGCUUUGAAAACGAUUUCACCGCUGACGAAACGUUCUUACCAACAGCUUUACAGCGAAACCGGUCUUGAUGUGCCAGCAAUUGGAUAUAGUACUGAAACUAAUUCUGCUUCCUUAUUCAAAGCCCCUAUUAUACCAAAUGCCUCGGGCAAUAUGAGUAGAAUGCGACGAGAGCAUACAUCUUAGAAACCUCACUACAUUUCUUUGGAAAAUCUUAUUUAAACGUUCUAUUUAUUUACAUACCCAUUAAAAGUUAUACGCUUUCACAAAAAGAAACAAAAAAAAAACCCUCAAAAAACGCAGAGCAACAAAACAGAACAGCAAAAGUACAACACACUAUAUAUAUAUAAGUAUAUUGUAUAUACUACUUCUAAAGACACCAGCAUACUGUUUUACUCAGUUCAUUCAUACUUCCCCAAUAUUCUCAUCCUCUAUGGUAAACAAGAAAAACUUUUUUACGCGUAAUUCAUCCUCAACGAACACUACCCUUAUUAGUACUUUUAGUGUUGACACUGUCAGUAGUGUUUACAAGCAUUUAUUUCAUAUGCG
This is a messenger RNA of Mycotypha africana, 1836 nucleotides long. RefSeq names its product velvet factor-domain-containing protein. NCBI's taxonomy places the organism in Eukaryota, Fungi, Mucoromycota, Mucoromycetes, Mucorales, Mycotyphaceae. The coding region runs from base 25 to 1473 and encodes 482 amino acids. The transcript is spliced from 8 exons. The record is from RefSeq and is a predicted model, not a curated record.